Messenger RNA from Python bivittatus (Burmese python), 1762 nucleotides. The record is from RefSeq and is a predicted model, not a curated record. NCBI's taxonomy places the organism in Eukaryota, Metazoa, Chordata, Lepidosauria, Squamata, Pythonidae.
GUCAUAAGAACAGCUCUGCAUAACAUGGACAGGGAAGCCAGAGAACAUUAUUCGGUUGUCAUUCAAGCCAAAGAUAUGGCUGGACAAGUUGGAGGGUUAUCGGGAUCAACCACAGUAAAUAUCACACUCACCGAUGUCAACGACAAUCCUCCCAGGUUCCUUCAGAAACAUUAUCAGCUGUAUGUUCCUGAGUCAGCACAAGUUGGUUCUGCAGUAGGCAAAAUCAAGGCCAGUGAUGCAGACACAGGGUCAAAUGCAGACAUGAAAUAUACUAUCAUAAAUGGGGAUGGCUCUGGAAUAUUUUCUAUAUCAACUGACAAAGAAACACGGGAAGGAAUUAUUUCCUUGAAGAAGCCACUCAACUAUGAAAAAAAGAAAUCCUAUACUCUUAGUAUAGAAGGAGCAAAUACCCACCUCGAUUUCCGCUUCUCACAUUUAGGACCUUUUAAAGAUGUGACUAUGUUGAAGAUCGUUGUGGGAGAUGUGGAUGAGGCGCCGUUAUUCACUCUUCCAUUCUAUGUCAUGGAUGUUUACGAAAAUGCAAAGAUUGGGACUACUGUGGGCACAGUAACAGCACAAGAUCCAGACAGUGCUAACAGUUUAGUAAGAUAUUCCAUUGAUCACAACACAGAAGAUAGAUACUUCACUAUUGAUGCAAAUACUGGAACCAUAAAGACUGCCAAGGUCUUUGACAGAGAAGAAGCCCCUUGGUACAAUAUCACAGUCACUGCUUCUGAAAUUGAGAGCCCUGGACUCCUGAGCCAUGUCCCUGUUGGAGUUAAAAUUCUUGAUGUUAAUGACAAUCCUCCAGAGCUUGCCAGGGACUAUGAUGUCAUUGUCUGUGAGAACGCAAAGCCCAGCCAGAUUAUUCAGACGAUCAGUGCUACUGACAGGGAUGACAUUACAGAUGGGCAAAGCUUCCAUUUUGCUCUGGAUGACAAUUUUUCUUUGAAUCCCAACUUUACAUUAAAGGACAAUGAAGAUAAUACGGCCAGUAUCCUGACCCGAAGGAGGAGAUUUAGUCGGACUACCCAGGAUGUGUAUUACCUUCCAAUUGUGAUCUCUGAUGGAGGGGUCCCACCUCUCAGCAGUAGCACCACUCUUGUCAUACGGGUAUGCGCAUGUGAAAGAGAUGGCCGUGUGCGGACCUGCCAUGCAGAAGCUUUCCUCUCCUCUGCUGGAUUGAGUACAGGAGCCCUAAUUGCCAUCCUGCUAUGUGUUGUCAUUCUCCUGGCAAUAGUGGUCCUGUUCAUCACAUUAAAACGCAGCAAAAAGGAGCCUCUGGUCAUUUCAGAGGAGGAUGUCCGGGAAAAUGUUGUCACUUAUGAUGACGAGGGCGGAGGGGAGGAGGAUACUGAAGCUUUUGAUAUUACCGCCCUGCGGAACCCAUCUGCUGCUGAAGAACUGAAAUUCCGGAGGGAUGUUCGGCCUGAAGUGAAGCCCACAACCAAGCAUCCCACUUCAUCUCGUCUUGACACGAUCGAUGUUCAUGAGUUCAUUAAGCAAAGGCUGGCAGAAGCAGACCUUGAUCCUAGUGUGCCCCCUUAUGAUUCUCUACAGACAUAUGCAUAUGAAGGUCAAAGGUCAGAAGUGGGAUCUAUCAGCUCUUUGGAUUCAGCUACUACACAUUCGGACCAGGAUUACAAUUAUCUUGGUGACUGGGGACCAGAGUUCAAGAAGCUAGCUGAACUUUAUGGAGAAAUAGAAUCUGAAAGAACAACUUAAUUAUCUUGAUCAUUCCCCAAAUAUGGAACAUUUUAGU